Perkinsus marinus ATCC 50983 is the source of this 602-nucleotide messenger RNA. RefSeq names its product 60S ribosome subunit biogenesis protein, putative. Lineage: Eukaryota; Perkinsozoa; Perkinsida; Perkinsidae. The transcript has 5 exons. Gene Ontology annotation, molecular function: RNA binding. The record is from RefSeq and is a predicted model, not a curated record. Gene Ontology annotation, cellular component: preribosome, large subunit precursor; nucleus; nucleolus. Gene Ontology annotation, biological process: ribosome assembly; ribosomal large subunit biogenesis. The coding region runs from base 21 to 566 and encodes 181 amino acids.
AGCAGUUCCACACGUGUUACAUGAGAGCCCUCACAGAGGACGAGACCAGACAAGUGUUCGAGAAGCUGAAGAAAUUCCUUGGUUCGAAUCUCCAGCUGCUGGUCGACAGGGCCGAUGGUGAAAACUACGUCUUUAGACUCCAUAAGGACCGGGUUUUCUACAUGUCUGAGAAUCUCCUGCGUAAAGCUCAGCACAUACCGAGGAAAUGCCUGUUGUCGGCCGGUGUGUGCUUUGGCAAGUUCACACACUCUAGGAAAUUCCGACUUCACAUCACCUGUUUGGACUACCUCGCCAAGCUGGCUACGCAUAAAAUUUGGGUGAAGCCUGCUGGUGAGCAGAGUUACGUAUAUGGCAACCACGUCGUGAAGGCCCACCUCCGACGGGUGACUGAGGAUACGCCUGCUAACACUGGGGUGGUGAUACUAAAUGAACAAGAUGUGCCGCUGGGGUUUGGUGUUAGUGCGAAGAGCGUUGGCGAGUGCCGUACGGCCGGACCGGAACAGAUCGUUGUUUACCAUCAAUCGGAUAUUGGAGAGUAUCUUCGUGAAGAGGCUAACCUUGUAUAGUCGACAUAGUACCAUCAUCCUUAACGUUUCUCGACC